This is a messenger RNA of Cadophora gregata, 5622 nucleotides long. It is a transcript of the gene REV1, whose product is annotated as deoxycytidyl transferase. Gene Ontology annotation, molecular function: DNA-directed DNA polymerase activity; deoxycytidyl transferase activity; damaged DNA binding. Gene Ontology annotation, cellular component: nucleus. Bases 1912 to 5622 code for a protein of 1236 amino acids. The record is from RefSeq and is a predicted model, not a curated record. Gene Ontology annotation, biological process: error-free translesion synthesis; error-prone translesion synthesis. The transcript has a single exon. Lineage: Eukaryota; Fungi; Ascomycota; Leotiomycetes; Helotiales; Ploettnerulaceae.
AGAAAUCCUUCUAUAAGAAGUCAAAAUGGUCUGUUGUUUCGGAGAGAACGGAUAGAGAGAUACUGUCCCCUCAAGCCUAGAUUUUCCUUUGCAACACUUUGUAACGGUCGAGUAUUUACUCGGUGUCAACACGGGAAGGCUGGGGAUCUCAGAAGAUCAAGAGAUAGGUGUAUCACGUACGGGGUAGACAGUUGACAGUUGCUAAGUAUCGGUAAAGAUACUAUUUGAAGUUGAGCACGAAGUUCCUGUCUAAUGACAGACGUGCCAGUCUUAUAUAAGACCUCUUCGCCCUCGCAGAAUCCUCCAGAUCCGUUGGAGUCCCAUUCUGUGGAGCCUCCAAAGAAUGGAGUCGGAUAGUGAAGUUGGAUAUAUCGUACCCGGCAUUCGGCAAAAGCCCGCCUUCAGCUAUCAUAGACCCGUUGUAUAUGUAAGGGAGUGGAUCGUCCGCGGUGAGGGUUUAGAGUCGAAUGCGGAAGUGAUGCAGUUGGUGCAGGUACUCUCCCUUCUACGUCACAUAUUAGCUGGGUCAGGGAAAGGUUGGUUACAUUACAAAUGCUGCAGGAAAUGCAAACAAUGGCACGAGUCCCGUCACGCUUGAUUCGAAACUGGUUGGCGGGCAGCGCGCCUCUUGUGCCGCAUUUCAAAUUACUACACCUGUACAAAGAGUCCAUAACAGAUGGUUGAGGAGUUUGUAACCAAAAUGCGGGAAAUUACGAGCUGGUGUCUCUGGUUCUUCGAGCCUGAUUAACAGCCCGGUUACCAAACGGAGACGUAUACUAUAGAAAUACGCGCUUCCUCCGAACUUGUAUUCAAAUGCAAAUUGUUUCUUCUACUGUCCACUAAAUCUCAGACCUGCGACGGACUUUGAGCGUCAGUUUGGCGGCGGAGGUAGAUGUUGAUAUCAGAGAUACCGAGAAGAACAGCGAUGGCAACGAUGGAGACAAACACGGGACCGUUGUCGAGACUGUAGUUUUGUUAAGUUAAGUUGCUUGAGUUACGCCUUGUUCCGAACAAAGGCAAUUGGUAAUGGAAAUUUUCUUUUGGUAAAUUCGUCAAAGAAAAUAUCACAUCGAAUCGCAUUCGAACAGAAGAUCUAUAUGUGAAAGGGAACACAGUCUAUCUUGUCAAACGUACAAACCCUGGCUCCCAAAGCCUGAUGCCGUGCUGAACAAUGCCUUUGAAAUCCCGCAAGAAUUUGAGAACAAGCCCCUGAGACGUACACAUUGGGUAACAACACCCUAUCUUGGCCUCAGGAUCUUUUUCUUUUAAGGUGACUACGUUCAACACGAUCCAUCAUCUUUGAAGGGCGGUAAAGGGAACCUGUCCUUUCUUCGUAGCUCCUUAGUUCGUCCCCAAAACAGAACAGACACUGGGUCUUGCCACAGACGAGGGGAAAGACAGGAGCGACAAGUCCAAUCUCAGGAGACAAAGUCGGUAGCGUGAGGCGAACUCACGAUAGCCACAUAGAGCCUCUACUGUAUCGGCUUGUCGGUUUCAAUGCAGGGGCUAACAGCGUCCUAGAGGGUGGUGUCCGUGAUGCGAGUGCAGACAGGUCAACAGAUUGCAUUCUCUGAGCCGGAUUGAAGUAGUAUAUACCCGAAGAAGUGAAGUUGCAAGAUGAAAAAAAUCAACGAGGAAACACGCUCCUGACCUCUCAGCCCUCUUCUCACGUCUACGAGUACCUAGGUACCUACGUAGUCACAUAAUACUAAUUUUGCGGGGCGCCCCACACCAGGUACCUAGCUGGUUUCUGGUUUCACGUGCUUACGCACCACCUUGACGCGACCUCGUGGUAGGUAUCUUUCAGGCAAGCAGCAUUUUGUGACAGCCACACCAAAUCCUGACCAAACCAUGAUCCUGAGAUAGCUUUACUUCCGGCCAAGUCCGCCUCACGGACAACCAAUAUUCAAAAUGGGCAGCCGCCUCGAGAAGAAUUCCGAAUCCGUGCGUAAGCGCAUCGAAGCUCACACCUUCGAGGAUGAAGAAGGAGAAGAGUACAAAGGCUCCAAAUUUGGCGGCUUCUCGGACUAUUUUCGCCGCAAGAAGAUCAAGCUCCAGAAUCUCGACGCGGAAUUACGUUCGGAGUCGGCGGACAAGCCCAGGAUCUUUCGAGGCGUCGUCGCACACGUCAAUGGCUAUACACAGCCUUCGCUCAACGACCUUCAUCGUAUCAUCGUGGCCUAUGGAGGGGGUUUUAUGCAAUAUCUCGAUGGCAAAACAACGGUGACGCAUAUCAUCGCGGCGAAUCUGACGCCGAAGAAGGCCAUCGAGUUCCACAAAUAUCGCAUCGUCAAGCCAGCAUGGAUUGUGGAUAGUGUUGCUGCUGGGAAAUUGCUGCCAUGGAAUUCCUAUAGGGUUGUUGAUGAGGGCGUGGGACAGCGACUUUUAGGCUUCAAUGACGGCAAGAUGGUCAGUCAGACUAAUACCCAGCAGCGUGGGUACCGAGAACAAACAAGCACGAGUUGGUAUAGCAACCAGGUUCAGUCCGUCGUCGACGAUAUCGAUGAUGAGGAUGGGGCUCAUUUUCCGAGCACACAGAAUGUUGCGUUCAACGGAACAAGUGCGUUUAUGGAAGAUUUGGCUCCAGGGCAACCACGCCGAGAGCAAAAGGACCCAGUAAAAGCAAUAAAAGUGCUCGAGAACCCCGAAUCGUCAGGCGACUUUGAGGUUUCCUCAUCGUUGGAGGACGCUUUAAAUAGUGCCGCAAUACGAGAUGCGGCUCGAAGGUCCAGUCCACUCAAAACUGGACAGAGUGUUCCUGUUCCAAAGGAAUACGAGGAUACCCAAGUGUUGCCACAUAUCCAAAAACCGACAAUCGAGGUCGAGACUAUAGACGCGGCCGCUCCUUCCGAGUCUAUGGAACCAUCCAAUUCUUUGCAACGGUCACGCGACGUCGAAAGUCCGUCACCAUCCAAGAGAGCCAGGAUCAUGACAGCUGAAGAGCAUAAUGCUAUUUUGCUAGCUGAUCCCCACAUUAAAAAGUCCUCGACUGCAAAUCCAGACUUUCUCAAGCAAUUCUACUCAGAAUCUCGUCUCCAUCACUUGUCGACCUGGAAAGCUGACCUGAAGUCUCGCUUCCAGCAGAUGGCAUCAGAAAAAUCGGCUUCACAGAAAUCACCGACCAAAAAAAAGCCAGGAGCUCGACGAUAUAUCAUGCACGUCGAUUUUGACAGCUUCUUCUGUGCAGUAUCUCUCAAGAAUGCACCAGACUACAUCGACAAACCUACGGUCGUUGCUCAUGGCAGUGGUACUGGAAGUGAAAUCGCGAGUUGUAAUUAUCCCGCUAGGAGCUUUGGGGUGAAGAAUGGGAUGUGGAUGAAGAAGGCUUUAGAACUAUGCCCAAAUAUCAAAGUCCUCCCCUAUGAUUUUCCAGCUUACGAAGAAGCGAGCAAGGGUUUCUACGAUGCCAUCUUGGAUGUUGGAGGCAUUGUUCAGAGCGUGAGUGUGGAUGAAGCUCUUGUUGAUAUCACCAGUCUAUGUUUGCCUGCAGGAGGCACUGAUGGUCUCGGGGUUCACGAAGGAAGCAUCUGGAGGGAGCAAGAGAAGGCAGACCAGAUUGCGGACGACCUUCGAAAGCAAAUCAAGGAUAAGACAGGCUGCGAAGUAUCUGUAGGAAUUGGAGCGAACAUCCUUCUUGCCAAAGUUGCGCUACGUAAAGCCAAACCAGCAGGCCAGCAUCAGAUCAAGCCUGAAGAUGUUCUGGACUUUAUUGGUGAGCUCACUGUCCAGGAUCUCCCUGGUGUUGCGUACAGCAUCGGGGGGAAGCUCGAGGAGGUCGGGGUAAAGUUUGUCAAAGAUGUUCGACAGUUAACGAAAGAUCGUCUCAUGACUGUACUUGGCCCCAAGACCGGGGAGAAGAUAUGGGAUUAUUCCAGAGGCAUCGACCGUACUGAGGUCGGAGAGCAAGUUAUCCGUAAAUCCGUGUCUGCGGAAGUCAACUGGGGCAUACGAUUCAUUUCUCAACCAGAAGCCGAGGAGUUUGUCCAGAAUUUGUGCAUCGAGCUGCAGCGUCGUCUUGUCGAUCAGGGAGUCAAAGGACGACAAUUGACAAUGAAGAUCAUGAGAAAGUCUGCGGACGCUCCAUUGGAUCCACCCAAGCAUUUGGGACAUGGGAAAUGCGAUACAUUCAACAAGAGCAUUGUUCUUGGAGUUGCAACAAACAAUGCUGAAGUCAUCGGACGAGAAGCAGUAUCUAUUCUGCGAAGUUAUGGUUUCUCGCCUGGUGAACUCAGGGGUCUUGGUGUUCAAAUGACGAAGCUGGAACUCCUUAAAGCUUCAAACAUAAAGAUGCCAGAUGGCAGUCAAAGAAGGAUCAAUUGGGGUGCCGCACCGCCAAAGUUGGGAAAGCAAAUCACAGCAGAUCCUAUCGAUGACCCACAAACGCCAAGCAAACCGAAGUAUACGUCGACGGGUUGGGACAAGUCAAACCUUGAGGAACCUCCGGAUCCAAUGAAAGACAUAGUUACUCCCACAAAACCGAAGUCAUCAACUGCUCGCUUACUCUUUGGAAAACAUGUAGCCGAUGAUAUUGAAAGUCCACAGAAGACGAAAGACACUCCUUCUGUUCACCCCGCCGCCGUCAUCGCCAGAGCAAAUGCUGCAGAUCAAAGUGCUAAAAAGGUGCUUAAUGUCAUGGGCACGCAGUUCAUCAUCCCCAGUCAAAUUGACCCGCAAGUCCUUGACGCACUUCCCCAUGACAUCAGAUCGAAGCUCAUGGCCCAAAGCAAAAGCCUGCCCUCCUCGAGAGCUCAAUCCCCGUUUAUGGAUUCAAGGUCAAAUAGUGUCACUCCGGAAGAGCCUCCACGCCUGCCCUCCCGGCUUGAUCCAGAUGUAUUCGAAGCAUUGCCAGAUGAUAUGAAAGCGGAGGUGCUUGCAUCGUACGCGUCUCGUGCUGCGCCAGCUCAGCAAGGUCUUCUGCCACAAUCUCCUCGCAAAGGUCUUCAUAUUGUACCUCCCAAGAGAGCAACUCCAACCAAGAAGCGCGGUCGAGGACGUCCUCCAGGUGCUCGGGCCAAGCCCAAACAAGAUUCGCACUCCAACCUUACUCAGGCUAAUUUCGUUGCGAGUAAAGGAAGUACCUCUCGAGACCAAGGCGGCGACUCUGAUGGGUACAACUCAGACACUUUGGAUCCUGAGUUCCUCGCUGCCUUGCCGGAAGAAAUGCGUCAGGAGAUAAUGAAUGAGCAUAGGCGCAAAAGACUUGCUAAGAAAGGCGGGUUGAUGACCACAGCUGCAAUGAAGAAACGACCUCCUCCUGGCCUUCUUCUUGGCCAACGGAAGAUUCGGCUACCACCUCGAGAGCCGAGGCCAACGUUCACAACACAAGAACUAAGUACGUUACCCCAGCUAAGAGAUACUCUCAGCGCGUGGUUCAGGGAGUUUGCAGACGACGGGCCACAUCCAGAUGAUGUGGCUGCUAUGGAAAGAUAUCUACGAAGGGUAAUACUGGAUGAGCGAGACAUGAGCAAGGUAGCUGCUAUAGUAAAGUGGCUCGAAUGGCUCAUUGAUGAAGCUGACGAUGAUAAUGAAGGCACGAAGAUAUGGAGUGAUGCAUUUGACGGCAUAAAAGAUAGGGUCCAGUUGGCUGUCAGAGAACGUGGGCUUGGGAAGUUAGAAUUAUAG